This is a messenger RNA of Anarrhichthys ocellatus (wolf-eel), 2884 nucleotides long. RefSeq lists its product as uncharacterized. The record is from RefSeq and is a predicted model, not a curated record. NCBI's taxonomy places the organism in Eukaryota, Metazoa, Chordata, Actinopteri, Perciformes, Anarhichadidae. The transcript has 4 exons. The annotation marks the transcript as partial.
UAUGUUUGUGUGCUCUCCUCAGACGUGGCCACGGCUUUCACCGAGGCUGUGCUGGAGGUUCAAUCCGCCGUCGGAGAGAACUGUACUCUUGAAUGCACCUCUGCUUAUAAGCCAGGUGUCGAGUACAGAGCAGUGAGGUGGUACAAGGAAGGAGAGCCGCCGUCGUCCGGUCUCCACGGCCUCCUGACCAAAGACCUCCCCAACGGCACGACGCGGUGGUACCUCGGCCUGGAGCGAGCGGUGGAGCUGCUGGGCGAGUCUCGCGACAUCAUCCUGCCCAACGUCGCCUGCGGCGACGCCGGCUUGUACACGUGUCACCUGGCGGCACCCGUGGGCGAACAGAACCGGGAGGGCCAGGUGCUCCUCAGGCUGAGAGAUUGUCCCGCCGACGGUCCCACAGAAAACCGUCUGACGGACACUUACUUGGUUGUUUUCGCCACAAUCGUGCUGAUGCUUGCCCUCGUGAUUUUCCUCAUUAGCUACGGCAAUUUAAAGAAUAUCAUCACAGACAAAAACAGGACACCGAAAAAAGAAACGUUACUGGACGCACCGCUCAAACCGCUCGACAAAAAGGACUUACAGUCGAUUUAUACGUUGGGUCCUAAAGUGUCCAAAACAGCCACGAUGAAGCACAUCUACGUUUAAAGAAUGUUGCCGAAAGAAGACGACCAGACGAACCGUGAAGACGCCACUAAACUGCUUCUCAGCGUGUCCUUAUUUCUACCACAUCUCCAACUUCACUUGUGAUUCAAGAAAAAUUCCAGUUUUGACACCGAUAAUCCCUCCAAUGAGCAACAGAAACCUUUAAUUGGACGAUCACAGACUUCUAAUAAACAAUGACCCCCCCCCUAAUAUUAAAAACCUCUCAAGGACCAACGCCUAGAAAACUCUUCAGAAGCUAAAACAAAAUGUGGACACGGAGCGGGAUCUCCCGGCACCGGACAGAAGCUGCCGUUGGCCCCGGUGGGGGGGCCGCUGUUGCUCAGGAGAUAGACCGGGUGAUGAAAGGACGGUGGUUGGAUUCCCAUCGGGCUCCUCCUGUCCACCUGUGGAAGUGUCCGAUGGGCAAGAGGCUGAACCCGAAGUUGCUCCACCGAUGGUCAAUAUAGAUGGAUGGAUAGAUGGAUACUUUAUUGAUGUGUGUGAUAGGUGCUAGACUGAGGAUCUAUGUCCUCUUUCAUUCCCAAACCUGUGAAAUGUGAAACAGUUUUCUGUAAAUUUACCACUGGACCAAUAAGUCUAAUAUUUUUUGUGCUCAUUUAUUCACGGUGAUUCAUUUUACUUUUUUAAAAACUAUUUUAUUCACUGUUUUUCUUUACGUCACUGACUGCUGACUUCUCUCUGAACCCCUCAACCCGCUGGUGGGAUUUAAAAGCAUGUUUUCUUUAAAACGAUCGGUGUUUUCAUCUUUCCGACGGUCCUUGAAAACAUCAUGUGUUACCAACGCUUCAGUCAGAAAAAGCAUUUAAAAAAAUAAAAAUAAAUAAUGUAUAAAGAAAGUUCUUCCUCACUGAGACUUUACGCAUUCUGUUGUUAUGAUUGAACCUUCUCUGCACAGAGAAUAAAUAGGAAGAAUAUAUUCGGUAUUCUUUAUUUCACCAUUAAAAGACUCACAUAAUGAGAUUUUUUCCAACACGAACUUGGCGUCUCGAACAAUAGCCAACAGAGACUCCUUCUGCCUCUACUUACCUCCAGAUAAAGUUAAGAGAGAGAGGACAGAGGAUGGUCGUCUUCACUGGGAUCCUGAAGGACUUGUUUGAGUCCAAAUAACUACAAAUUCUUAUUUGGUGAGUCGUUGAAAUUUAGAAAAUUGAUCCAGGAAGACUAUAUCGUGAGACUGUACGCAGAUCUGUCUCUUAUUGUUCUCAUUGGGCUUUUAUUUUGUUUUGCGGGUUUAUUGUGGAUGUUGGUUAAACUUGUAUCUCAGUGUUUUUCUGAGCAGUGACGAUUGGGUUACUGGAAGAUGAGGGUGAGUGUUUGACAGUCACGUUGAAUACCUGAAAGGUUGAAUAUAUUCGGGGUAGAUGUUAAACACUGAAGUCCUUUGACCUAAGAGACUCCACACCAAAAGGCCACAUUCUGUCUCAGAAACUGCACAUCCAUAGUUUGGUCUCAUUCUGAACCAGCAGAUUGUUUCACACCUGAUAUUUUAUGCUCCACUAAAGUUAAGCACGAUACAAGUACAACAAAUGCUCCUUUUUCUAACACCUGCAUUCUAUUUAUAACAUUUUCAUUUAUCUACUUGUGUUAUAAAUACUUUGUCUCCAGACACCAGACAAAGCCGUUUUACUCUCCAUAUCUUUUACAUCACAUGUCGGUGGGAAACUCCACUGUGUCACACUUGAAGCAGCAGUAGGAAGCGAGUCGUGGUGGCCUUUAAAAGAAGAAGAACUGAAAAUGGAUGACAUGCCUCAGCUUUGUGAUAUCUAUGUGGACUCAUCGGGGGAAAGCCCUCAGCAACGUCGUCACAGUCUGCUUCUGUCUGCUUCUGUUGUUAAAUAAUGGAGAACUCCUUUCAUAAAAUAUCUUAUAAAUAGAUGCAUGUUUACGUUUAUGUUUAUGCAAUGUUUACUUCAUGUUACGCAUUGCUGGUCUAUCGGUGUUCUUUGGUUCAGUUUGAGACUUGUAUAUGUUGAGCAAUAAAAAAAUGUAAUAUUGGAAACUGAAGGAUUAACAGAAGAGUUUUGGUUAUGUUUUAUAAAAAAGGAAGGACUGGAGGGUUUGUAAAGAAAUGUUUUUAAUAAGUGAGAUCUUGUGUUCUCAGCUUUUUGAGACGUCAUGGCGGCUUGUUUUGAGCUUUUAGUUCAGAGCCAAUGAACGAGUUUGUUGUGAGAUUAGAUUUGAAUCUAGAAGAAUAAGUGGAAUUAAAGACACUGAUAUUGAA